AUGGGAGAGAAAGAGAAGAGAAACAAGAACAAGAAGCAAAAGCACCAGCACCCCAAUGACCAAACCACAAAGCAGAACUCUGAUUUCUCCUUCAAGCCAAGCUCAGAGGUAAAGGGUAUCCGAUUUGGAGGGCAAUUCAUAGUGAAGUCCUUCACAAUCAGAAGGGCAAGACCCUUGGAGCUUCUCAAGGUUCUUUCUUUCCCACCAACCAACAACACCAACAAACCAAAGGACAAGCUUCCUUUCCCUUCCACCACAGCAUUCUUGCCAACAAACUUCACCAUCUUGGCACACCAUGCUUGGCACACCCUCACCCUUGGCCUUGGCACCAAGAAAUCCAAGGUGGUCCUCUUUGUGUUUGAAACUGAGGCCAUGAAAGCCUCAGUGGACAGAAUAUGGCCACCAGAGAUUGCACUUGGCGAUGUGAACAAGAGGCUCAUAAGGGGCCUCAAUGGAUGUGAGAUGGCAAGGUUCAAGUUCAGAAAAGGGUGCAUAACUUUCUAUGUCUAUGCUGUUAGACAGGUUGGAAGCUUUGGCUUUUCCUGUGCUGAGGAUCUAAGGACUAUUCUGCAGUCUGUGGUGGAGCUUAAAGAUUUCUUGGAUCACACUGCCAUGCUUUCCAUGCCUCACCAGAGAAGCAUCAGUUACUCAGAGUCACACCCCCAGUUAGCACAGAAACCAGUUCAGUCGUUGAAAGUUAUGGUAAGAAAUUCUAUUAUUGUUCUCUGUGCAGAGUAA
Molecule: messenger RNA, 738 nt
Organism: Sphenostylis stenocarpa
Lineage: Eukaryota; Viridiplantae; Streptophyta; Magnoliopsida; Fabales; Fabaceae
Source: the annotation of a GenBank genome assembly